GGGACCCCAAGGUGCCGGUGCUGUACGAGGUGGAACGGACCCGUACAGGGAAGAGCUUCUCCGUGCGCUCCGUAAAGGCCAUCCAGCACGGAAAGCCGAUCUUCACCUGCCAGGCCUCCUUCCAGCUCUCCCAGGGGAGCCCAGUGCAGCACCAGUUCACCAUGCCGGCCGUGCCGCCCCCUGAGGAGCUGCUGACGCAGGAGGAACUCAUCCAGAAGUUCCUGCAGAAUCCUAACUUGGCUGAGAGGUACAGGAAGCAUCUCAACAAGAUCCAGGCUGAAGACGUGCCGAUAGAUAUUAAACCCGUGAACCCACCAGAUGUAUUCAGCUUGGAGCCACAGGAGCCAAAGCAGCUCUUCUGGGUGCGAGCACGAGGCUACAUAGGGGACACUGACAUGAAGGUGCACUGCUGUGUGGCUGCUUAUAUCUCCGACUAUGCCUUCCUGGGCACGGCCCUGCUCCCACACCGGCAGUACCACAUCAAGUUCAUGGUGUCCCUCGACCAUUCCAUGUGGUUCCACGCGCCCUUCCGAGCGGAUCACUGGAUGCUGUAUGAAUGCGAGAGCCCCUGGUCAGGUGGGUGCCGGGGCCUGGUGCAGGGACGGCUGUGGCGCAGGGAUGGGGUCCUGGCUGUCACCUGUGCGCAGGAAGGAGUCAUCAGGGUGGCAGAGACACCAAAGCAGAGCAAACUGUAGCUGAGAAGCCCCCAUGGGCUGAGGCUCAGACAU
Messenger RNA from Acanthisitta chloris (rifleman), 728 nucleotides. RefSeq names its product acyl-CoA thioesterase 8 (gene ACOT8). The transcript is spliced from 4 exons. The annotation marks the transcript as partial. Gene Ontology annotation, biological process: acyl-CoA metabolic process; fatty acid catabolic process. Lineage: Eukaryota; Metazoa; Chordata; Aves; Passeriformes; Acanthisittidae. Gene Ontology annotation, cellular component: peroxisomal matrix. The record is from RefSeq and is a predicted model, not a curated record. Gene Ontology annotation, molecular function: fatty acyl-CoA hydrolase activity.